ACCUGCAAUCUUAACAACCACGAUUAGUGAAAGAGGGCUUGUGGCAAGUUUCAAAACUAAGGUCAUAUGAAGGAAAGCGUGGGAGAAAGCAAUAUUUAACAGAAGACAUUGUUACUGCCUUAAAUUUCUUUGUUAACCAAGUAUUAGCCAUAGAAUCACCUGUUACUGUUAAACUGUUUUGAUUGGUGCAGAGAUAUUUUAACGACCAUAUAAUGAUCGUGCAUAGUUCUUUCUGGAAGAAUACGUUCUGCGUAGUUAGUUAUGUAAAUUUUCAUCACAAGAUUUUAGCAUACCGUUUGUAAACAUAGCCUCAUAUUAGCUUGAUGAUAGCCGCGUAGUGCGACCCCUCGCGCCUGGUAGUUUCUUGUUCACCAUUUUUAUUGAACAAGGCUAAAAGUAAUACACAACAGAGGUAGUUAUUUUGUCUACAUAGCUACAAAGAUCACCGAAAUUAUGACAUUGUAAUGAAAUGCGGAUAACAUGAGCAUUCACGCAUGUAUAAUAUAGGGCCUAUAUGUUACAAUUAAAGCGCGUGGAAUUUGAGUAACGUAGCGAACGUUAAAGUUGCUUGAGCGAUGGAAGGUCACAUCAACUGGGUGUACAUUUCUCUUUCCUCGAUGCUAUUCUUCAAAACUAUCAACAAGGCGGUAGUUUUUCUUUUUCCAUCGCCAGUUAAACUACGAGAUCAGACAAGAAAGGUUUGGCUUUGGGAGAAUCUAGCGACGUCCUGGGUGCACUCGGUCAUCAGCGCUGCACUCUCGAUCUACAGUAUAUACAGCACGCCAUCAAUAAUCGAAGAUAUGAUCAAUACGAAUAAUAGUCUGUUGUAUAGCACACUGGCUAUUUCUGUUGGUUAUUUUGUCUACGACCUUAUUGACCUAGCAAUAAACGACUUACAAAGAUCGUUUUGUGUUAUUAUUCAUCAUGUGCUCGUUAUAUCAAGCUUUCUUGUUUGCCUUCUGGGAAACCGGCUGAUACCAUUCGCGAUUUUUGCAUUGCUUGUUGAGGUGAACAGUGUCUUCCUUCACGCCCGAUGCCUUAUGCGCAUGACCGAGCUUGAUCAAAACGGGCUGGUUUAUAAAAUCAACAGAAUCCUCUUAAUGAUAACUUUUAUUUUAUUUCGCUUCGUGAAUUGUGGAUGGGUGACUAUCUGUCUUGUGUCAAGUCGUCAUGUGAUCAAUUGGCUUCCGUUCACAAUAGGCUUCGGUGGCAUGUGUAUCGCGUCUUUGCAAAACGUAGGUCUUCUCAAGCAGGUGUGGACGAGUGAUGCAAAAAGUAAAAUGAAACAGUCGCAACACGAGAAAACUGGAGGCGAUAAGGAUCACAAUGAGAACAAGAGUAACGGCUCAGAAAAACUGAGAGAGUUAUUAAAAGUGACAAACGCUUGUAGCACUUGUAGCUGAGAUUUGCAUUCAACACUUUCCAACCGCUUGGAAUUAACUGAUUAAGGGAGAUUUUGUUAGAGGUGAUAAGAAUAGAACUUUUUAGGGCAAGCUUUUAGAGUUCUUCGUGUGGGAUAGACCGUGUUACAGCAGGUUUGAAUCACUAGAUUGUCGUACCAUAAUAAAAAUGCACAACAACCAGGAUGACGCGCUCUUUUUUAUCAUUGAAAAUCCUUCCUCGGACGAAUGUACGUUGUGUUUUGUAGGCAAAUGUAUAUUCCUGUAGCUAAAUGGUAUUUUAGCUAAUAUUUCGGUGCUU
This is a messenger RNA of Dendronephthya gigantea, 1701 nucleotides long. Its product is annotated as TLC domain-containing protein 2-like. The transcript has 4 exons. Gene Ontology annotation, cellular component: plasma membrane. The record is from RefSeq and is a predicted model, not a curated record. Bases 576 to 1403 code for a protein of 275 amino acids. Gene Ontology annotation, biological process: regulation of membrane lipid distribution; membrane assembly; plasma membrane organization. NCBI's taxonomy places the organism in Eukaryota, Metazoa, Cnidaria, Anthozoa, Malacalcyonacea, Nephtheidae.